Molecule: messenger RNA, 2796 nt
Organism: Mucor velutinosus
Lineage: Eukaryota; Fungi; Mucoromycota; Mucoromycetes; Mucorales; Mucoraceae
Exons: 5
Coding region: 1-2796 (931 amino acids)
Biological process (GO): endoplasmic reticulum to Golgi vesicle-mediated transport; protein secretion; intra-Golgi vesicle-mediated transport
Cellular component (GO): Golgi membrane; endoplasmic reticulum; endoplasmic reticulum-Golgi intermediate compartment
Molecular function (GO): structural molecule activity
Source: RefSeq, a predicted model, not a curated record
AUGAGUUACGCUAAAAGAGACGAAGAUUCAGGAGACGUUAAUGUCUUUUCUCAAAUUAACAAGUCUACAGUACUCCAGGAAGCCCGUGCUUUCAACGAUUCACCCAUCAAUGUUAGAAAGUGUCGAUUACUGUUGACCAAGAUCGUCUAUCUACUUUCUUUGGGCGAGCCAUUCAACGUACAAGAAGCAACCGACCUCUUCUUUAAUGUCAUCAAGCUCUUUCAAUCCAAAGACACUUCCCUCAGACAAAUGAUGUAUUUAGUGAUCAAAGAGCUAUCAGGAAUUGCUCAGGAUGUGAUUAUGGUCACUCAAUCUUUAAUUAAGGAUAUUCAGUCCAAGCAGGAAACCAUCUACCGUGCUAAUGCUAUCCGUGCCUUGUGUCUCAUCACGGAUCCCUCCAUGAUUCAAGGUAUCGAACGUAUCAUCAAGGCUUCCAUCGUCGACAAAAACCCCUCUGUCUCUGGCGCUGCUCUUGUGUCAUCUUACCACUUGUUUGGUGCUUCCAAGGAGAUUGUCCGUCGCUGGGCAACUGAAGUGCAAGAAGCUGCUUAUGCUAAACAAUCCAGUGGAUUCGCUUCUGCUGCUUCCAGUUAUAUCACUAGUUUUGGUGGCUCUUCUCAACAAAAUCAAGCUGUCAUCUCCACCAGCGGCAUUGCUCAAUAUCAUGCUAUUGGUCUGUUGUACCUCAUUCGCCAGCAAGACCGCAUGGCUAUUGCCAAGUUGGUUCAAACUUUCUCUGGUAGUGGUCGUGGUGGUAACAGUGGCACCCUCAAGAACCCUGCUGCUGUGUGUAUCUUGAUCAGAUAUGCUUGUAAGGUCAUGGAAGAUGAGCCUGGAUCCACCAAACGCAUUUACGAGCUUUUGGAGGGCUAUUUGAGACACAAGAGUGACAUGGUCAAUUUGGAGGCUGCUCGUGCAAUUUGUGAAAUGAAGGACGCAUCAGCCAAGGAACUCUAUCCCGCUAUCUCUGUUUUGCAGCUUUUCUUGUCUUCUCCCAAGCCUACAUUGCGUUUUGCUGCCAUCCGUAUCUUGAAUGCUCUCGCUUUAUCCAAACCUUCUGCUGUCUCUCCCUGCAACUUGGAUAUCGAAAACUUGGUGUCUGAUCAAAACCGCAGCAUCGCUACUUUUGCUAUUACAACACUCCUCAAAACGGGUAAUGAGGCCUCUGUGGAUCGUUUAAUGAAGCAAAUCUCUAGCUUCAUGGGUGAGAUUUCCGAUGAAUUCAAGGUCAUUGUGGUAGAAGCCAUUCGCUCUCUCUGUAUGAAGUUCCCCAACAAGCAAGCUGUGAUGCUCAACUUUUUGAGUGGCGUCUUGCGUGAUGAGGGUGGCUAUGAGUUCAAGAAGGCUGUUGUAGAGGCCAUUUUCGACAUGGUGCGUCAUAUUCCUGAAUCAAAGGAUGCAGCUCUGUCUUACUUGUGCGAGUUUAUCGAGGAUUGCGAGUUCACCAAACUGUCUGUCCGAGUUCUUCACAUGCUCGGCACUGAGGGGCCCAAGACGCCCACACCUACAAAGUACAUUCGUUACAUUUACAACAGAGUCAUUCUUGAAAACUCGAUCAUUCGUGGUGCUGCUGUCAGUGCUCUUGCUAAAUUCGGUACCAACUGUCCUGAUGCUAGUGUCAAGCAAAGCGUCAAGGUCUUGUUGGCUCGUUGUCAGGACGACGUGGAUGAUGAAGUGCGCGAUCGUGCUACUUUGGCUCUGGAGAUGAUGAAGAAUGAUCAAUUAGCCAAGCUCUACAGCGUUGAUGACUCCACCUUUGCUCUUCCCAUCUUGGAGCGUGAAUUGGUCGAAUACGUCAAUCUUGGAAACAGCAACACAAAGGCAUUCAACUUGUCAAGCGUCCCUGUCAUCAGCAAAUCGCAAGAAGAAGAAGAGCGUCGUCGCAACAGACCUCAAGAUUUGACCACUGUCGCUGCCGCUUCUCCUCAUCCCUCCUCCACACCUGCUACACCUCAAGCAGAUCACAAGUCAAACAGCCAAUUGGAUCAACAAGCUGCUUAUGCUGAUGCCCUGGCUACUAUUCCUGAAAUUGCUGCCUUUGGUGCCUUGUUCAAGAGUUCAGCAAAGAUCGAGGUCACUGAGAGCGAGACAGAAUACGCUGUACACUGCAUCAAGCACACUUUUGCCAAGCACAUUGUGUUCCAAUUCAACUGUGUCAAUACUUUGAACGAUCAACUUUUGGAGGACGUUGAGAUGAUUAUGCAAAUUGACGACGAGGAGGCUGGUUUAGUGCGUGUAUUGGAGAUUCCUGCUCCCAAGCUGGAAUAUGACAUUCCCGGCCAAAUCUAUGUUGCCUAUGAAAGAGAAGAUGUAGAUGAUUUCCCUGUUGCCUCCUUUACCAACACACUGAAAUUCGUUAUCAAGGAUUGCGAUCCCACUACUGGUGAACCUGAUGAAGAAGGUUAUGAGGACGAAUACCAAGUGGAAGAGAUUGAGUUAUUGACCAGCGACUAUAUUCGUCCUACCUAUGUCUCCAAUUUCGAGGAAGAAUUCCAAACUUUUGCUGAGGGAGAGGCCAUCGAAACAUUGGCAUUAGAUCGUGAAAAGGCACCCAGUCUUCAAGCAGCCUGCACUGCUAUCAUAGACUUAUUGGGCAUGCAGCCCCUGGAUGAUACCUCUUUGCCACGCAACCCCAACGUUCAUACAUUGAUCAUGGCAGGUACAUUUUUGACAGGCGAGAAGGUAUUAGCAAGAUGCCGCAUGACAUUCAACUCUUCUUCUGGCGUUGCUUUUGAAAUGUCUGUGAGAAGUGAAGAUGCCACUAUUUCUCAAAUUGUUCUCUCUGCCAUUGCUUAA